Phlebotomus papatasi is the source of this 1163-nucleotide messenger RNA. RefSeq lists its product as uncharacterized. Lineage: Eukaryota; Metazoa; Arthropoda; Insecta; Diptera; Psychodidae. The transcript is spliced from 3 exons. The record is from RefSeq and is a predicted model, not a curated record. Gene Ontology annotation, cellular component: nucleus. The coding region runs from base 47 to 784 and encodes 245 amino acids.
GCUCACAGCUUCAUUUAAAUAGUGAGGUUAGUUCACAUCAAGCGCAAUGGCUGUCUCCACAGAAAAAUUGAGGACGGAAAUAAAUGCCAUCCUUAAGGAUGCAGAUCUCUCGGUGAUGUCGGCCAAGAAGGUGCGUCAGAUGCUGGAAGAGAAGCUGAGUUGUGACUUGGCCGACAGGAAGAAGGAAGUUGAUGGAUUGGUGAUGGACUUUGUGAAUUCCAAGAAUGAUGGAUCCGGGAGUGAGGAGGAGGAAGCUGAAUCAGAGGAGGAGGAGAAAACUAAGAAACCGGCUAAGAGGCCUCCACCCACCAAGAAGCCCGUGGCUAAGAAGCGCAAGGGCGGUUCAAGCGAUGAGAGUGGCUCAGAUGCCGAUGGCGGUGCCUCCGAUGAGGACUACAAGCCAAAGGGCAAGGGUCGCGGUGCACCCAGGGCAGGGAAGCGCAAGAAGAAUGACUCUGAAUCAGAUUCCGAUGAAGACUGGAAGGCUCCCAAGAAGCCACCCACCAAGAAAGCUGGUGGUCCUGGGAAGGGCAAAGGUCGUGGUACGGGCUUUACGCGCGCCUACACACUUUCGCCCGAGUUAGCAGCUCUAAUGGGGGCAGACUCCCUCCCACGCCAUGAGGUGGUGAAGAAAAUCUGGGCCAUGAUCAAGGAGCGCAACCUCUAUGAUCCCAAGAACAAGCAGUAUGCCAUCUGCGACAGCGAUCUCCUCAAGGUAAUGGGUGUAAAGCGUUUCCGGACCUUCGGGAUGCUCAAGUACCUCCGGGAGCACUUUCUCGACUAGAUUGUCGGGUAACUAACACCCAAUCUUUCCCACUUCUUCACUUGACAUCCUCAAAGAAGGAUGUCAAAAUUGUCUCUAUAUUUUCUUUACGUUUUUUAGAAAUGUAAAGUGCUACUUGAUGUCCAAUUCAGAAAUUUUUUAUUUUUUUCUGAAAAGUCGAUUUAAUUAAAUUUGACAUAUUUUUUCCUUUUAGCAAUUGUUUUUUUUAUAAGAAUUUUUUUUCUUUCAAACUUGAGUGAAGUAAAAUGAAAAAUCUUUGGUAAAAAGUCAAUAUUAAUACAAGAUAUUCCACGAUAUUCUUAAUCAAUUGCAUUUUAGUAUGAUGAGAGUGUAAAGAAAAAUUACAAUUUUCAAGUAAUAAAAUGACACAUUUCGCUUA